AUGUCCGACCCCCUCGACCUCCUGAGGGCGUCGAUCUCAGAAAACCGUCCGGCUGUUCUCCUCAGCGACGGAGGUGCGCCCGCCGACUCGAUCACAACAGCGGCUUCAUUGUCCUUCCCGCAAGCGUCGGGAGACGCUAUCACCAUCCCGAAGGAUGCUGCUACGCGAUACGCGCGUACUGAUGCUCGCGAGGACUUUUACAAUGUCGGACAGCUGUGGCUUGCUUGGACGGAGCGUGAGGCCGGUGUCCGUGACUACCUCCAGAAGGGUCAGGCGGCUGGCGUUGGAUACGUUGCGAUCACCGAUCGUCGAGGUGUAAUCGACUUCCUGCAGGGCGUGACGGACGGUGGAGUGAGGGUCCUCGGUGCUGGCGAAGAUGCCUCCGCGGAUGCAGGACCAUCGCGACCAGCGGCGGCGCAGAAGCGCAAGUACGAGGUGAACGUCGCGGACCGCGAGUUCUGCAAGAAGCUGCGUGAGCAGGAGGUCGAGCUCCGCGACCGCAACACUGUGCUUCGAGUGUCUGCUUCUGGCAAGGUCAACUUUGUUAAGGGAACAAUGAACGAGAAGAUUCGUGCUUUCCGGAAGUCUUUCGAGUCGGGUGGACGCGGUCAGGCUGCUGCACCGGCAGCUCACGACUUGAACCGUCCUCGCAAGCAGAAGGCGUCGACACCGAUCAUCAUUAUUUCCUCGUCGCCGACGUCACUGAUCACUAUGUGGAAUGUGAAGAAAUUCGAACCUUCGGAUGUUGCUCGACAAGCGCAGGCGCAGCAAGGAAACCUGCGCGCGGAGGACCUUGUCCCGGUUCUGAGAAAACGUCAUGGUCCUCAUGGCGAGAUCACCACAAAGGAUCGAGUUGUCUGCGUCGUUACGACGGGCCAGGCGUGGCAGUUCAAGCCGUACAAGUGGAUGGACCCGAAGGUGCUUUUCCGUCACGUCAAGGGUGUCUACUUCCAGUGGAACAAUGAGCCGGUGGCGCCUGCCAUUCGUGACUGGAACGUGACCGAGAUGAAGGUCGUUGCCGAGUUCUGGCGCGCCAUCGACAGCCGCAGACGAUAG
Molecule: messenger RNA, 1056 nt
Organism: Trichosporon asahii var. asahii CBS 2479
Lineage: Eukaryota; Fungi; Basidiomycota; Tremellomycetes; Trichosporonales; Trichosporonaceae
Exons: 6
Coding region: 1-1056 (351 amino acids)
Biological process (GO): positive regulation of transcription elongation by RNA polymerase II; transcription elongation by RNA polymerase II
Cellular component (GO): Cdc73/Paf1 complex
Molecular function (GO): RNA polymerase II complex binding
Source: RefSeq, a predicted model, not a curated record